This is a messenger RNA of Raphanus sativus (radish), 1441 nucleotides long. RefSeq lists its product as uncharacterized. Gene Ontology annotation, biological process: tRNA 3'-terminal CCA addition. NCBI's taxonomy places the organism in Eukaryota, Viridiplantae, Streptophyta, Magnoliopsida, Brassicales, Brassicaceae. The transcript has 8 exons. The coding region runs from base 346 to 1209 and encodes 287 amino acids. Gene Ontology annotation, molecular function: ATP:3'-cytidine-cytidine-tRNA adenylyltransferase activity. The record is from RefSeq and is a predicted model, not a curated record.
GACAGAGGCCAUGACUGGUCCGGUGAAGCUGAGAGAAAGAGUCAAUCUAACCGACAAUGAAAGGCAAAUCUUCGACCUUCUUAUAGGUGCUCCCAAGGAAUCUAACCCCAAAACGCAGCUUCGCGUCGCCGGUGGUUGGGUGCGCGACAAGCUUCUGGGGAGAGAUUCUGAGGAUAUUGACAUAAGCCCUGUUCGUUUCGUCAUCGCUGAAAACAGCGGCAGCGUUCAAAAAAGUAGGGCAACGGAGACAAAAAAAAAUUAACAGAAUCAAAAGUUAAUUGCCGCAGAUUGAUUGCUGGAGACAUAAAAAAGGAGACGCCAGUGCCGCUGAAAUUUUGCUGUCACAUGUAUUGCUUCUUUAGUCUCUGCCGGGCCUACAUGGAAGCUAUGUGGAACCUAAUUCAGACACCUGGGCUCGUUAGCUUCAGUGGUGAAGAAAGAAGGCUUGCUCUUUACGCAGCUCUGUUUCUGCCGUUUAGAAAAACUAUCUACAAGGAUAACGAAGGGAAACUGGUUUCCGUUGUCAACUACAUCUUUAAGAAGUCUAUGAAGCGGAAGUUUAAGGACGCUGAAACAGUUAUCAGUAUACACCGUGCCGCGGAGAAGUUCAUGUCGUUGAUAAUUCCUCUUCAGUUUAAGAAUCCAUUACAACUGGAGAGACUUGAUUGGGCUAGUGAGAUUCUUGAGAUCUGUGAAUCCAUCUCCCUAUAUGAUCCACAGGUCCCUGCAACUUCGAAAUUAAGAGUACUCACUGGGUUUCUUCUUAGAGAUAUCAAAGGUUUCUGGCGCGUUGCCUUGUUAAUAUCAUUUCUGCUGUAUAAGGAUGAUGAUGGCAUGAGUCUUGAUCUUGACAAGAGACGAGAAUUUUAUCUAACGAUUCAGGAAACCAUCCGUGAACUGAGUCUUGAUAACAUUUGGGAUACAAAGCCUCUGAUGGAUGGAAAAGCGAUCAUUAAAGAAGUACAAAAGGGAAGACCGGUUACCGCAGAACAAGACAGAGGACCCAUUAUCCGUGAAUGGCAAAAGAAAUUGCUAACAUGGCAGCUAAGUUAUGACAAAGCCUCCGCAGCGGAAUGCAUCAAUUGGAUGAGACCAAAACGAACAAGGACUUGUGUGACUUCUAUACUAUUAAUCACAUCUUGCUUCUCUCUGUUCUUGUUGCUCUGUUUUGCAGGAAAAGAAAUUGUUAACAUGGCAGCUAUCUUAUGACAAAUCCUCCGCAGAGGCAUGCAUCAAUUGGAUGAGACAAAAACAAGCAAGGACUUGUGUGACUUCUGAACGUGGGGAAAGUUCGUGACAUUGCUGUUUAAGGCUAGAUGAUUAGUUGGUUUCCCUUACUAUAGGAAAAGAUAAAUCUUUCUUUUGUUCCAUUUUUUACGAGAAAACAGUCAAAACAUAUGAAGUUGUGUUGACCAAGCUAAAUUAGGUAUAAAUUAAGUUG